AAUCUCUUCACGCUGUCAAGUUCUCUUGACUCAACACUUCUCGCGUGUAGCACGCACUCCGCUUGACCCUCAUUUACAAGAGGCAUGGUCCCAGGAAUUGUUACCUAUUUAUAUCUCAAUCAGGACGGACGUCACACACGGUGCAUUUCCUCGUCAAACACUGCCGGACAGGGAUACUUUGUUACAGGUGAAGACUCCGUCGGUGGACUGCGGACAGGUGUGGCAGGGUGUGGGGUCAGUAGAUAGACCUGAAGGGAGAGGACAGGUAGACAGUCUGAGGGGAGAGGACAGGGGCCACUUGUGCAGUCCAGGUAGACGGGGGCGUGGUCGGGACGUCUAGGCAGCUGACGACGGUGGCGGAAUGUUCAUGAUCGUCACAUGACCGCGAGCAGACGACAUAGAGGUGCGCAGUCGACAUUACCACUAAACGUUACAGAGUAAAGGGCGAAGGGAGACUACAUCGACCGACUUCCAAUGAAGUUUGAUCAAAUGUAGAAUUUACGGAGCAGACGACACAGAAUACAGCAGACGACAGUUGAAAGAAGAGCAGACGACCGCAGCAAUGGCGGACGCGGAGAUCCUCAACGCUCUUUCAGAGGGUCUCUGCAGCUGCGGAAUUUGCGGCCGUCCUCAGCGACGUCCUAAGUCUUUGCCCUGUCUGCACUCUUUCUGCAAAACGUGUCUGAACGACCACAUCAACGGCGAGCUCGAACGAAAUGGAUCCAAGUCGUUCCCAUGUCCGAAAUGCAAACAGGCAACACCGCUUCCCCCCGACGGCAGGAGAGGGCGGUACGGCGAUAGCUUCCGGGACGAUACGUUUGUGAAUAAGCUGAGUGAGGUGUUGACUGCGUAUAAUGACGACAAAUCCUGUGAUAUCUGUGAUAGAAGGGACGUGACGGCACCUGCAGUCAACUGGUGCAUGGACUGUUAUGAUGCAAUGUGUGACGCAUGUGGCAAGGUCCACCUGCACGGAGCGACCACUGCUGACCAUGUCGUCAUUUCCGCUGACGAGAUGCGUACGCUUCCGCUGGAGAAUGUCAUGAAGCGGAAACGUAGUGUUCUGUGCGGGAAGCACGAAGGGGAGGUUCUCAAGCUGUUCUGCGUGGACUGUAGAGGUCCGGCGUGUGUCCAGUGUGUUGCCACGUCUCACAGAACAUGUAAGAACUGCGUGACAGUGGUGGAAGCUAUGUCUGAGCGGGAGGAGGACCUUGGUGAACUUAUCGUUCAAGCAGAAGCCCUGCAGUUGAAGUCUGAUGGGACACCGGGUGGUCAGUCCUUGGGGGACGCGGGGGAGGUCUUGGAAGAGACUAUUAAGCGAUCAGAGGAGAGGAUUAAAUCCCUUGCGGCAGAUUUGAUCAAAAGGAUCGAGCAGAGCCAGAACAACCUUCUCAGUCGUCUAAACGACUCGGCACAGAAGCUUCGCAGCCAACUAAAUGGGUCCAAAAGGGGUCCCAAGAAAGACCACAUGGGUACCCUAAAGUGCGCGAGUGAACGGAUGCAGGCUCUGCUCAAGUACGGGAGUGACGUAGAGAUCUUGCAGGUUUACGAGACUAUCAAAGACUCGAUCCAGCAGAUAGGGCAGGAGGGAGACUCGACCGUCGAACCACCAGAAGACCUGAUGGUCAGGGUCAAUUUUGCUGUAACAGACCCUGUGAAACUGUUCAACAGAGAUUUUGAGGAACUGGGUGAAGUUCAAAUCGAGGAUUGCAAUUCGGACGAAGGUCUGUCCUCGUGAGGAGUCGCGUGCACCUCGAAGGGGGAGAUAAUCGUGGCCGAUUGCCGAAACAAACGAGUUCAGAAGUUUACAGGUAAUGGCGAUCUCAUUGAUCAGAUCCAGAUCAGCGAGGAACCACGAGAUUUGACGAGAUGUGGCGAGAGAGAGGAGGUGGCCAUUACCAUCAACAAAAAAGUGAUUUUCUUUGUCGUCACGGGGGGACAAAUGGCCCUGAAGAAGAGAGUAAGGACAGAAAAACAGUACGACAGUAUCAAAAUGUCCAAGUCAGAAGACAGUUUGCUCGUCAGCUGUCUCAAAGAUGCUUCCGUGGAUCUCAUCAGUCUUGAAGGGGAGAUUCUGAAGUCCUUCAACGCAGAUGCUGACGGCAAACCGAUAUUUGUCACCCCGCGAUACGUCUGUUUCACAAGGGAAGGCAACUACGUUGUCACCGACGUCAGCAGCAACACCGUCAAGUGCAUAUCCCCAGAGGGUCAGCUUGUCUACGCCUACCAUCCCGACGGCGCCCACGUCCUCAGGAAACCCCAAGGUCUCUGCGCUGACAAGAUCGGCAACAUUUUCAUUGCCGACUACGCUAACAGUCGGAUCCAGCUGAUCACCAGCGAGGGAUACUUCCAGAGAUUUGUCCUGGCCAGAGAAAGUGGACUGUCUCGACCAGUGGCCAUCAACAUGACGUCCUCCAACAAGCUGAUCGUCGUCCAGAGUGAUGGGAUGGUCAAAGUCUUCAGCUAUGAAUGACCCGGGCAUAUGAAGCCCCGCUUCAAAGUGACUUGUUGGUGCCCACGCUGCCUCGCCAAGGAGGAGCAGGAAGCAGAAGCUGCGCAGUAAACGCAGAGAGGAUUCUGGGAGAUUAGCAUCAAGGCCCUGCUGUAGACGCUGUAUCAAGACACGCCAUCAUAGAUUCAGAUGCUUGUAAUAUGCUCGUAGAAAACUUGACGUACUUCGCAGUUAGUAUAUAUAUCAGUCAGGAUAGAACAUUACGAAACAAUCAAGGUAUUAAAUCCCGUUAACCCUGUUUCUGAAGUUAGUGGACAUGCAGAGAUAGAAGAUUAGGAAACAAUUAUGGUAGGAAACCCUCGUUAACCCUGUUUAUAAAACUAGUAGACAUUUAAAACAAGUUGAGUUAGAAGAUUAGGAAGGAAUUAAGGUUUUAAAUCCCCGUUAACCCUGUUUAUAAACCUAGUGGACAUGCAGAGUUAGAAGAUAGGAAACAAUCAAGGUAUUAAAUCCCCGUUAACCCUGUUUAUAAACCCAAUGGGCAUGCAGAGUUAGAAGAUAGGAAACAAUCAAGGUAUUAAAUCCCCGUUAAACUGCUUAUAAACCUAGUGGACAUGCAGAUCUAGAGUUAAAAGAUUGGGAAACAAUUAUGGUAGGAAACCCUCGUUAACCCUGCUUAUAAACCUAGUGGGCAUGCAGAGUUAGAAGAUAAGGAAGCAAUCAAGGUAGGAAACCCUCGUUAACCCUAUUUAUAAACCUAGUGGGC
Haliotis rubra (blacklip abalone) is the source of this 3215-nucleotide messenger RNA. Its product is annotated as tripartite motif-containing protein 2-like. Gene Ontology annotation, molecular function: protein binding; ubiquitin-protein transferase activity; zinc ion binding. The transcript is spliced from 3 exons. Gene Ontology annotation, biological process: positive regulation of DNA-templated transcription. Gene Ontology annotation, cellular component: chromatin; nucleoplasm. The record is from RefSeq and is a predicted model, not a curated record. NCBI's taxonomy places the organism in Eukaryota, Metazoa, Mollusca, Gastropoda, Lepetellida, Haliotidae.